This is a messenger RNA of Chenopodium quinoa (quinoa), 819 nucleotides long. RefSeq lists its product as uncharacterized. The coding region runs from base 1 to 819 and encodes 272 amino acids. Gene Ontology annotation, molecular function: nucleic acid binding. NCBI's taxonomy places the organism in Eukaryota, Viridiplantae, Streptophyta, Magnoliopsida, Caryophyllales, Amaranthaceae. The record is from RefSeq and is a predicted model, not a curated record. The transcript has a single exon.
AUGCAGCAUGUAGUACACAUUGAUGAAAAAUGGUUCUACUUGAACCCAGAAACAAGGAGGUUCUAUCUCCUGCCAAAUGAACCUAACCCAUAUAGGUGCCAACAGUCUAAAAGGUUCAAGGUAAAAGGCAUGUUCAUGGCAGUCAUAGGGAAGUCAAUAUUUGACACCCAUGGAGUAGUAUUACAUGAUGGAAAGUAUGGAAUCUUUCCAUUUGUGUAUGAGAGCACAACAAAGAAAAAAAGCAAAAACAUGGAGGCUGGAGCUGUGGAAAUAAAGGCAACACAGAAUGUGAACAAGGAGGCAAUCAGGGCAAUGCUCCUGAACAAAGUAAUUCAGCCAUCAAAAGUAAAUGGCCACCCCAUCUGUCCAAGGACAUGGAUUCAGUGGGAUAAUGCCAGACCUCAUCAAAUUCCUAAGGAUGAGGAAUUUAUUGCUGCCUGUCAGUCACAUGGGUUCACAAUUCAAUUUAUUUACCAGCCAGCUCAGUCACCAGACUUAAAUGUGCUAGAUCUUGGGUUGUUCAAUGUCAUACAAUCGAUACAAUACCAAUCAUUUCCUAAGAACUUGGGGGAACUCAUAGACAAGGUCAAAGAGGCUUAUGAAUUGUUCAAUCCAGUGUUGAACAAGCACUGUUGGAUAACACUACAAGGUUGCAUGGAAGAAAUUCUUAAGCAUCUAGGAGGGAAUAACUUUCCCCACCACACAAAGGGAAGAAAAGGCUGGAAAGACUUGGCAUGUUGCCAGAGCAACUACAGUUGGACAGGAAUGUGGUUCAACAAGCUGUUGAUUACCUCAACACUAAUUCAUAUCAACAGGUGA